Messenger RNA from Maudiozyma saulgeensis, 3021 nucleotides. The record is from the annotation of a GenBank genome assembly. Lineage: Eukaryota; Fungi; Ascomycota; Saccharomycetes; Saccharomycetales; Saccharomycetaceae.
AUGACUAGAAAUCCAUUUAUGGUUGAAUCUUCCAAUGGAUCCCCAACUAGAUCCCCACAGAGACCUGGUCUAACAAGAUUCCGCACAAAUAAUAGCAGUUCAUAUGAUGGAAGUAUGGCCAGCCCCAAUAGAGAUACCUACAAUAAUCUGUAUGAUGAAUACGACGAUGAUGAUGACUACUCACAUUCUAAACAAUUCCAAGGGUUACCACCAGCCAUACCACAAUCACCCUCAAGAGCAGCAAUGAGAUAUUCUCCGGACCGUCGUCAUAGGACACAAUUUUAUCGUGAUAGUAACCACGCUACCCCAGUUAGUAAUAGUAGAUAUGCAACCAACCUACAUGAAUCACCUAGAAGAGGUAAUGACGUGGUUUUACAGUUUAGUGACAGUCCUAUUAAACAAUCUCCAGCACAAGAACAUUACACAGAUAAUCUCAAAAAAUCGCCAAGAAAGAUUGAAGGACAAUUUCUAAACAUUAAUCAUAGCUACCCUGACGAUGAGGAUGAUUUGUCAAUAAACAACAUGGCUCGCAAUUAUGACGCUGACGCAGGUAAUGACUACCACUCUUCGAUGGAUUCAAUGAGUUAUCAGAAUCAAACUAACAGAAAUUACUCAAGGUCGUCCAAAAAUACAGUUUCGACUUCAAGUACCGAAGUCAGAUCAUCAUUCGAUUCGGAAGAGAAAUUCCGUAAAUCAUUUGACGAUAACUCUACUGUAUUCUCCACAGACACAUUCACAGAGACUAAAUUUGAAUUGAACCAUCCAGUUCGUCGUGACUAUGUUAGACGUGCUAAUUCAGAGAGUAAAAGAAGGCCAACAACCAAUGAAGUCUUAAAGAAGGCAAUUUUAAAAUUAGAUAACCCAAUACCUAGAGGGUUACUUAAUACGUUACCAAGAAGAGAUAAAUUAGAAUUUACCGAAAUGAGAUAUACAGCAUGUACAGUUGACCCUGAUGAAUUCCAAAAUGAAGGUUACUCUUUAAGAUUUGCUGAAAUGAAUCGUGAAUGUCAAAUUGUUGUUUGUGUAACAAUGUACAACGAAGACAAAUACGCUUUGGCAAGAACAUUACAUUCGAUUAUGAAAAAUGUGUCACAUUUGUGUCGCCGUAAGAGAUCCCAAGUGUGGGGUCCUGACGGUUGGAAGAAAGUUUCGGUUAUCUUAAUUAGUGAUGGUAGAAGUAAGGUUAAUCAAGGUGCUUUGGAUUACUUAGCUGCUCUAGGUGUCUACCAAGAAGAUAUGGCUAAGGCAUCAGUUAAUGGUGACCAAGUAAAAGCACAUAUUUUUGAACUAACAACACAGAUUUCAAUUAACGAUGACUUAGACUAUGUUUCCAAAGAUAUUGUUCCCGUUCAAUUAGUCUUUUGUUUAAAAGAAGAAAAUAAGAAAAAAAUUAACUCCCACCGUUGGUUAUUAAACGCCUUCUGUCCUGUAUUACAACCGACAGUUGUAACUCUGGUCGAUGUUGGUACUCAACUUAACCACACUGCAGUUUAUCACUUAUGGAAAGCCUUUGAUAAUGAUUCAAAUGUUGCAGGUGCAGCUGGGCAGAUUAAAACCAUUAAGGGUAAAUAUGGUUUAAAACUAUUUAAUCCCCUUGUAGCAUCUCAAAAUUUCGAAUAUAAGAUAUCCAAUAUUUUAGAUAAACCUCUGGAAAGUUUGUUCGGUUAUAUAUCGGUCUUACCGGGUGCUCUAUCAGCAUAUAGAUAUAGAGCUCUUCAAAAUCAUGCAGACGGAACAGGUCCUCUACACUCUUAUUUCUUAGGUGAAACCCAAGAAGGUAGGGAUCACGAUGUGUUUACAGCAAACAUGUACCUUGCAGAAGAUAGAAUUUUAUGUUGGGAGUUAGUUGCUAAAAGAGAUGCCAAAUGGGUAUUGAAAUACGUUAAAGAGGCUACUGGUGCGACAGAUGUUCCUGAAGAGAUUCCUGAAUUUAUUUCCCAAAGAAGACGUUGGUUAAAUGGUGCUAUGUUCGCCGCUCUAUACGCACAACUACAUUUUUUCCAAAUUUGGAAAACGAAACAUUCUAUCACAAGGCUAUUCUUUUUACAAAUUGAAUUUGUUUACCAACUUAUUCAAAUGUUGUUUUCCUGGUUCUCGAUAGCUAACUUCGUUUUAACUUUCUAUUAUCUAGCUGGUUCCCUAAAUGAAGUACUAAAGCACGGUGAGGCCCUAUUUAUAUUCUUAAAAUAUCUGAUAUUCUGUGAUCUAGCUUGUCUAUUCAUUAUUUCUAUGGGUAAUAGACCACAAGGUGGUAAACAUCUAUACAUUACAUCCAUGGUUAUUUUGACUAUAUGUGCGCUAUACUCAUUAAUUUGUGGUUUUACAUUUGCCAUCAGGUCAAUGGUCUUAAAGGAGGAAUCUCACUCUGCAUUUGUUAAUAUUGUCGUCUCCAUGCUUUCCACAUAUGGUUGCUACAUAUUUUCUUCCUUCAUGUACUUAGACCCAUGGCACAUAUUUACAUCUUCUCUCCAAUAUUUUAUUACUCUACCAGCUUUUACCUGUACUCUCCAAAUUUAUGCUUUUUGUAACACUCAUGAUGUUUCCUGGGGUACAAAAGGUUCAACUGGAGGUUCCAAGCAACUAUCUAAGGCUAUUGUAUUGCAAGGUCCUGAUGGUAAGCAAAUUGUGGAAACAGAUUGGCCACAGGAAGUUGACAAAAAAUACCUGGAAAUUAAAAGUCGUUUAAAGGAACCUGAGGUUGAAAUUGUUACAGUUGAUGAAGGUGAAAAACGUAACGAUUAUUACAGAGAUAUCAGAACAAGAAUUGUUAUGUUCUGGAUGCUUUCCAAUUUGAUUUUGAUUAUGUCUAUAAUUGAGAUCUUCGACCCACAAGAAACUAACAAUGGAUACUUAAUCUUCAUUUUGUGGUCGGUUGCUGCACUUUCCAUUUUCAGAGUUGUUGGAUCAAUGGGUUUCUUAUUUAUGAAAUACCUACGUAUGAUUGUUAGUUAUACUCAUAAAUCUGAAGAAACAGGAUCCUGGGGUAUUCAGAAUCUGAAUCCAUUCCACAAAGAAAAGUGA